CAGGGCCACACGCGUACCCCCGCCACCUGCUUCCUGUCGCUCAUAACGGAGCAGCAGGCGCACCGGCAGCCCCCCUUUCUCUCUGCUGACUCAGUGCCUUAGCAGCAGUCCUGCCCAUCCCUGAGAACCAGCAGCAUCCUCCUCCUCCGCCGCCGCAGAAAUGGCCAAGACCGCAAUCGCUUACAAGGAAAAGAUGAAGGAGAUUUCCGUCUUCUCGCUCAUCUGCUCCUGUCUCUACCCCGAAGUCCGCAAGAACACCAUGGGCGACUUCGAAGAGCUGGACAUCAAGCCCAUCGACAAGCGCGCCUCGGGGCAGGCCUUCGAAGUUUUGCUCAAGCCCACGUCGCCCGUGUCGGACGCCGCCCACGCCGUCACCUCGCCCCCCAAGAGGGACAUCUCCCUGGAUGACAUCCAGAAGAAGCUGGAGGCCGCCGAGGACCGCAGGAGAUCUCAGGAGGCGCAGGUUCUGCGGGCGCUGGCGGAGAAGCGUGACCACGAGCGCGACGUUCUGCUCAAGGCCAUGGAGGAGAACAGCAACUUCAGCCGCAUGGCUGAGGAGAAGCUGCAGCUGAAGAUGGAGCAGAUCCAGGAGAAUCGGCAGGCUCACAUCGGCGCGCUCAUGGAGCGCCUGCACCAGAGGGAGGUGCACGCUCAGGAGGUGCGCAGGAACAAGGAGUUGAGAGAAGAGGUGAUGGCAUGAGGAGCUCCAACUCCAUUACCCUUGUUCCCUUCCCCAGGGUCCUAGUGUCCACCUCCCCAAUUUGGAAAACACCACCACACCUUUCCAGUCCUUCCUUCCUUUCCACAUGACAUCCCGACGGUGGCGCUCACACAUGGAAGGGUUUUCGAGGGUGUCAUUAAUCAUUGAAGUCAGCCACUCCGCCCCCCCACCCAAAAAAAACCCUGAUUGCCAGAAAGCGAAAACGGUGGUGUAAAUACUUUUUUUUCUUUCUUAUAUACGGUACAAAAAGUAUUGAUUGCAGCGUGGCUUUUUUGUGGCUUAGGUGUUUUUGUGCCGAGUUUGCGAGCCCCGCCCCUUUCCGUCCCGAUGAUUAGCAUUUCAUGCUAGGCUAACAUAGCAUAGCAUCCCGAUUUCUUCCUCGGUCACAACGCAUUUAGCAUAGCACACAGCUAGUUAGCAUUUAGCAAGGCAGCAGAAUUCAAAAUCCAGGAAUCCCGCCCCCUUCUUUGUACCCCCAUUUUUAGCAGGGAAGAGCCACGCCUGAGGUUGAACCCCAUUGGUUGGUGCCGUGUCAUGUGACUCUUUCCAUUCGUGUGUGUGCGUUUGAGUGACCCGCUUUCUCUCUCUGCAUUACUGUACAUCUUUGUCAAUCAAGCUGUGGUUAAUAAAGAUUCGGGGUUCAAUGAA
This is a messenger RNA of Corythoichthys intestinalis (scribbled pipefish), 1369 nucleotides long. It is a transcript of the gene stmn2b, whose product is annotated as stathmin 2b. The record is from RefSeq and is a predicted model, not a curated record. The transcript has 5 exons. Gene Ontology annotation, cellular component: cytoplasm; neuron projection; growth cone. NCBI's taxonomy places the organism in Eukaryota, Metazoa, Chordata, Actinopteri, Syngnathiformes, Syngnathidae. The coding region runs from base 161 to 700 and encodes 179 amino acids. Gene Ontology annotation, molecular function: tubulin binding. Gene Ontology annotation, biological process: microtubule depolymerization; neuron projection development; regulation of microtubule polymerization or depolymerization.